Messenger RNA from Leucoraja erinaceus (little skate), 1753 nucleotides. RefSeq names its product DEP domain-containing mTOR-interacting protein-like. The record is from RefSeq and is a predicted model, not a curated record. NCBI's taxonomy places the organism in Eukaryota, Metazoa, Chordata, Chondrichthyes, Rajiformes, Rajidae. The transcript is spliced from 9 exons. The coding region runs from base 150 to 1343 and encodes 397 amino acids. Gene Ontology annotation, biological process: intracellular signal transduction. Gene Ontology annotation, molecular function: protein binding.
GCAAUCGUUCUUGCAGAGGCUGUGAGACUGACCGCGGAAAGCCCUCUCUCGCUCUCUCACUCACUCUCACUCUCCGUGUGACCAUCAGCCGCCAGCACUGAGCUCAGAGCAGCGUUGAAGUUGAAGGAAGCUCGUAUGAUCCACAAAUCAUGGACAGCCUUCAGAGCAGCGUGAAGAAGAAAGCCACCGAGAUUCAUUACAAAGCCGAGGUGUUGAUCACCGGCGAACAAUUAAGGCUUCGCCUACAUGACGGAAAGUUGAUCAAAGACCGCCGCUACAAUCUACGAACAUACCCGAACUGUUUUGUUGCAAAAGAGGUGAUGGACUGGUUGAUAGACCAUAAAGAAGCACCGGACAGAGGAACAGCCAUUAAACUAAUGCAGAAGUUAAUGGAUCAUAACAUCAUUCAUCAUGUUUGCGAUGGACAUUCAGAAUUCAAGGAUGCCAAACUUCUCUACAGAUUCCGAAAAGACGAUGGAACAUUUCCCUUAAGUAAGGAAGUGAAGGUGUUCAUGAGAGGUCAAAGCUUGUAUGAAAAGCUCAUUAACUCCGAGAACACCAUCAUGAAAUUGCAAGAGGAAAAUGGCGUGAAGUAUCACCGCAGUGUCUCUGGCUGCGAUAUGAUCGACUGGCUGAUGAAGGAAGGUGAAGCUUCCUCAAGAAAAGAAGCUGUGGAGUUAUGCCGAAGGGAACUUGAACACGGAAUUAUUCAACAUGUCUCAAACCGCCACCACUUUUUCGACAGCAACUUGCUCUACCACUUCCGCAUCAACUUCCGCCGCAGACGCCGCGUGACCGAGCUCCUCAACGAAGACUCGUGGACGGUGCAGGAGUCCAACGACAGUCCCUUCUGCCUGCGCAAACUCAACCCGGAGCAGGACGGCUCCAGCUUCCUCUCAGUGCAAACCAACAAGGAGAUCAAGGUGGUAUCAGCUGUGCGUCGAAGCAGCCUAACCCCUGUUGUCACGGGAACCACCGCCUUUUACAAUGCAGGCCCAAGCCUGGCCUGUGAGCCUUCAGUGGAGUGCAACCCGAAAUCAGUGUUGAAGAGACCAGUCACUAAUGAAGAACUCCUCUCACCUGGAGCACCUUACUUAAAGAAAACAUUGACAAUUGUGGGUGAUGCAGUGGGCUGGGGGUUUGUGGUGAGAGGAGGAAGACCAUGUUAUGUCCAGGCCGUGGAUCCAGGUGGACCUGCCGCUGCAGCGGGGAUCAAGGUCCGACAGUUUGUUGUUUCCGUGAACAGUACACAAGUGAUGCAAUCGGACUAUAAAGCCGUCAGCAACAUAAUAAUGACAGGACCACGGACACUGGUGAUGGAGGUGAUGGAGAUGAUUGAGUGAUGAACAUAACACGUGGCUAAUCAAAACGCUGCCUGAUUCCUUUAGUAAAUCUCAGAAAUCAAAGCUGUAUCAAAUACCAUAAGCCUGGAAAUCGGUCCUGAAGAUCUCACCAACCAAAACAUAGCCAUCAUUUCCUUUAAAUGCCAUUCAUUUUGCACUGCGUUCACUGACUGUCAUUUCUAUGUAGAUAUUCCAUUGCUGGAAAACAUUUUCCUGUGUUGAUUUUUUUCUUAGAGGUAUAUAAUUAUGUCGUUUGGCCCUCAUGAUUAAGACAUGUGUAUUAUAUUGACAGCUGCUGUUAUUCCAUGUUGCCAACUUUGUUUAAAAUUAGUUGCAUCCUGAACAACCAGAUUUGUACAUUUUGCAGAUUCAUUUAAGCAUCUCUGUAUAAACUCAGUUAUUUUGUUGGC